AUGUCUGAUAGCGAAAACGAGUACGACGAAACGGACCAGCUCGUCAAAGAGGAGGACGAGAAGAUGUCAGACCAAAGACUCACUUCGGAAGGCGCCGACACCAGUGCAGAGCCUAAAAAAAAGUACGACCCGAAAGAUCCUCUUCGGCCUCGGAGAAAAAAGGCUAGGCGCGCUUGUUUUGCCUGCCAAAGAGCCCACCUUACAUGCGGGGACGAGAGGCCAUGCCAGCGAUGUAUUAAGCGUAAUCUCAUGGAGAGCUGCCAGGAUGGAGUCAGAAAGAAGGCCAAGUAUUUACAUGACGCGCCCCCCGAGGCAUUGAGACCUGUUUUGGGUCCAAACUACAAUCCAAAUCCAACUCCACGGCAGAAUGGCCACCGGCAUCCGAGUAUUCAGACUUCUGAGGCGUCCUCCAACCAGGGGACCUUCUUCUCCCAAUCGCCUGCUACUCAGUUUCCUCUGUUCUCCGCCGCCCAGACGCCAAUAGGGAACUUGGCAGAAACUCUUCCGUUUGCAAACCAGCAGUCGCCAACCUCUCCAUCCUUCCAGACAUCCGGGAAUCCACAAAUCAGCGGCAUGACCGUGCCACAGGUGUCGAGCCCCAUGACGAACUUUGGCACUCUACCUUUCGACCCGAGCGAUCCGAAUAUCUACAACUUCAACCUUGAAGGCCUCAACUUCGGUAGUCAAUAUGGUGCCAUGGAAUUUGGCAUGCUCGGGCACAUGUCAUCGGGUGCCGCCGAAACACCUCCGGGGGAUGCCACUAUGGCGCGGUCAGCAAGCGGCAGCCUCGGUUUUGGGCCCGGCGUAUUCGGGAAUGGCGUUAACCAGUUCGACAAUGUCUACGAGGGGAAUAUUCUGGAUGGCUUCCUCGGUCUUGAUGCGAAUCACAAUGGCCUCUACUCCCAAGGUAACCUACAGCAUGGCCUUCCCCAUGCGUAUGCGAUUGCCGCUGGGCCAACCAGCAUCCAGAGCCCGAGUACCGACACCAAUAGCCCGCAGCCGACUCCCCUCGGUUUCGAAGGAUCUCCCACGAUGGCUACCUUCUCGACAACGCCAGGGAGCAAGCCGGCGAACCAACAGCGGCCCUCUACGAGACAGUCAAAUGCCAUCGCAAAGCUCGGGCAGCAGUCGGUCUUGGGGAAGCGGCAACGCGACCCCUCUUUCGUCUACGACACAGUGAAGGAACCGUUUGGAUAUGUCUCAAGUUUCCACAAGCUCUUCAUUCUCAUCCAAAAACGGUUCACGGCAGCGCACACGUCGCGCAUCGCGAAAUCCCUGGCCAGCAUCCGGCCGUCAUUGAUGGCGUCUACCAAGAACUUGACAAAACAGGACCUGGUCUUCAUGGAGAAAUAUUUCCAGCGGUCUCUGCUUGAAUAUGAGGAGUUUAUGCACCAAUGCUCCAGUCCCACCCUCGCCUGCAGACGGACCGGCGAAGUCGCUAUCGUGAACAAAGAGUUCUGCGCGUUGACGGGUUGGACGAAAGAUGUGUUGCUUGGGAAAGAGCCAAACCUCAAUGUCAACUUGGGCGGCUCUGCAUCGGCAAAUACCAACUCCAAAGCUCGAGUCGGCCUCGCUACCCCGCGUCUCAAAAGUCUAAACACAGAGUCCGGCGGAUCUACAGAUGGCCCGCGGCCCGUUUAUCUCGCCGAACUCUUGGACCACGAAAGUGUCGUGGAGUUCUACGAAGACUACUCCCAGCUAGCUUUCAACGACAGCCGAGGCCACAAGACACGCAAGUGCCGUCUCCUCAAGUACCGUGCGCCGGACAAGGACGACGGCACAGGGGAGAGCAGCACCGACGGGCAGCUGCCGCAGAAAGAUCCUCGUAAUAGUAUUCUGAGCAACCGCGUUGCAAAGAUCGAUGGCGAGCACGGGAUAUCGAAACUUGAACGCGACGGCAAGCUUGAGUGUAGUUACACAUGGACCAUCAAGCGCGAUGUGUUUGAUAUGCCCAUGCUAUUCGUCAUCAAUGUAAGUACGUAG
Molecule: messenger RNA, 1983 nt
Organism: Chaetomium globosum CBS 148.51
Lineage: Eukaryota; Fungi; Ascomycota; Sordariomycetes; Sordariales; Chaetomiaceae
Exons: 2
Coding region: 1-1983 (660 amino acids)
Biological process (GO): regulation of DNA-templated transcription; cellular response to starvation
Cellular component (GO): nucleus
Molecular function (GO): RNA polymerase II transcription regulatory region sequence-specific DNA binding; DNA-binding transcription factor activity, RNA polymerase II-specific; zinc ion binding
Source: RefSeq, a predicted model, not a curated record